AUGCAGCCACAGUCCCCAGCUGAUGGAACCACCAGCCCGGAGCUGGUGCCCGGCGAUGCUCGACCACUCGCACGGGCCACUCGUCCCGGGCGCCCUUCCCCGCCUCCUCGAGAGCUGCGCUCGCGUCGUGGUCUCGCCCCGGCUCGCUACAACGAUGGCACUCAACGCCGGCGGUCCUCGGCCGCGGUGGCGGCUGCGCGUGCGGCCGCCGCCGUCGCCGCCGCCACCACCACCACCUCAACCACAGGGCCCCGCACCCGUCGCAAGCUCGGACGUUCGGCCGCCGGCGCCACACCUCCGGACGUGGCUGGCAGGCGGCCACCCCCGGCCGAGGAGGGAAGUGAGACAGCCGACGACAACGACGGCCAUGAUGGCCCCGAUCAUGGUGGCAACGAUGCUGACGACUUCACCGAGGGCGAUGCCGAUGAGCCCGAGAGCCACGAUGGGGCCUCUGCAAGCGAUGACUCUCCCCGGUCGGCUGCCGCCAGCCCCCUGCCUGAUCCGGCUGACGGUGGCCUGUCGGACCUGGCGUCGGACUGCCCGUGUCCGCAUUUUGCCCCGGUCCUGGCCAAGACCCGGUCCUGGCUGCGGCAGAUGAAUGCCCGGGUUGAGCUCCUAUCACCCACCUGCCAAGACUGCAAGACCGCCGAAUCGAUCGAGGUGUGCCUCGGCUGUGGCGCCCGGCGCUGUGGCGUUGACAUGGCCAAUCACCGGCUCGACCAUGCCGAUGUGGAGUUCGCCGCCGCGGCCCGGCGUUUGACGGUCGCACAAAAUCGCCAGGCCGCUCGUGCCGCCACCACCGCCACUGGCUCCGCCUCCGGGCGCUGGUCGGACAAGGGGGCCGGCGCCGUGGCGGCGGCGGCGGCGGCCCGGUCAUCACAACGCAUCGCCGAGCUCGAACGGCGCCUUCACGAGCACAGCCUCUUCUUUUCGUUGGCAACUCGCUACAUCAGCUGCCUCGCCUGCAAUGUCACCAUGCACAUCUCCCCCGAAGUGCUCCGCAGCACGAUGGUCCCCCUUCCGGCAUCGGUGGAGGUUGACCGGCCACGGCAGUUUGCCAUCGCCGCCGCACGACAGGCCACGGUCCUGCCACUGAAGCAGCUCUUUGACCUGAUGGACGAUGUGGCCCACUCCCGGCGGCAGAAUGAGCGCGAGUUCCGGCCCCUGGCUGCCAGUCGGUCACGCAGCGUCCGUCUGAUUGACCCACCGAGCCAGCCCCACCGGCCAGCCGAGGCGCCCGGCUCAUCCGGCGAAGCCGCUCCCAUGCCCUCGGAUGGCGACACCAAUGCCCCGGACCACCAGGUCCCCCCGCCGCCGGACUCGCUCCAUGAGAUCCGCACGUUGCCCAUUGACACGGCGCACAUGGUCCACUUGGUCGGAUUCGAAGCCGAUCCCGGGGCCGGCUCCGGCAGCGAGGCUGGCCCUGCCGCUGCCGCCAGCAUGUCCGAGCGCUCGCCCUCUCCCGAGGCCCCCAUCGACGCCCAAGAUCCCGAGGAGGACUAUCACCACCGCCGGCGGUCCCGGCACUCGCACCACCACCACCACCACCACCACUUCCACCGGUAUUCCUCCUCGGCCGAUGAUGACGACCACGAAGAGGACGAGGAGGAUGGCACUGACCAUGAGUACCAGGACACCAGCGAUGAUGAGGACAGCGACGCGGACUACUCCGACGGUCCGCGUGGGCGUCGGCGCCGGUACAAACGCGCGCGCACCGCCGGCCAGGGGCACGCACACGCGGCCUCAUCUCGGCAGACUGCCACCGGCCGCGGUCGGCGUCUCUCCGCCUCCCCGUGCCCGGUGGACGCCCAUGCGGCGUCUGGCCCGGCCCUCUUCAAUCCGGCAUUCACCGUGGUCGCGCCCUUGGAUGAGCCACCGGCCGGGGCGGUGCUUGCCCCGUCGCCGGAUUUCCUUUCUCCCCUUGGUGCUGCAUUUGUGGAGGUCCUCGACCGAUGCCGUGCUUCAUCGGCGGCCAUGUCGGCUCCCUCGGCCGAAGCACCGGCCCCGGCCGGCGGCCAGACCGAUGGCUCGCCGUCCGAGGCCGACCUGCUGCCACCCAGGCGUGGCUUGAGCCGGGCCUCGCGGCAUGCGGGCCAGGCCCCGCUGCCGCCUCUGCCGCCGAUGCUGACCGGGGCCGACCGGCGCCCGACGGCUGCCCUGCGCAACCUGGGCUCGACUUGCUAUCUGGCUGCCUCGAUCCAGGCCCUGGUCAGCGCGCCCCCCUUCCGGGAUUUCAUGCUCUUCCACUUUGUGCCGGCCUCGCAGCUGGGCCUCACCGCGGCCAGCGGCCCGGGCUUGAACUUCCCCGGGCCCUGGGUCCUGCUGGCCGACGAGCAGCAGGAUGACCCGGCCAUCAUGGCCGAUGUUCUUGCCUGGUCCCGGAUGACCGACCUGCCGGUGGGCGGCCCGGCCGGGCCGGCUGGCGGCGCCUGCCAGCGCCUGGCCCUCCUCCAGGGCUUGAAGACUCGUGCUUUGGCCUGGGCCAACCUCAUCUGGGCCGGACCCGAUGGCGCGGCCACCGCCACCUCCGCCGCCGCCGCCGCCGCCGCCGCCACCACUACCCCUGUCGCCGAUGCCGAUGACACCAUCCGACACCCGGGCCUUCUGGCUUUCGAGGAUGCCGUCCGUCGAAACCCGGCCCUGGUUCUGCCGGCACAGAUGGCCGACAUCGGCGGCGGCGAUGGCAUUGGCCCGCCUCGGCGAUCGCGCGCUGGCGCCAGCUCGCGGCCUCCCCGCGCCGGCACCUUGGGCUCGGACCCACCUGCGAGUGGAUGGAGCAUCGCCACUGAGCUGCAUGCCCUCCUGCGGCAUAUGCAUUCGCGCCAGGGGGCUACCCUAUCUCCGGGACGGCUGAUCCGCUCGCUGGCCGUCAAUUUACCAUCCUUCGGACUGGGCGAGCUCCUGCCGCCGCUGGAGCAGCUGGGCCUCUGGUCGGGCCCUGGCCGGGGUAUCGUCGCCGCUCGCGCCGCGGGCAAUGGUCCCUGUGCCGGCGCUGCCGACCUCCGACCGGCGGCAUGUCUGCCGCACCCGGCGGCCCCCUUGCCGCCAGCCGAGCAGCAGGCGUCGCCCUCGGCCUCGGUGGGCCCCAACCAUCAGCCCCUUUCCUCGGGCCUGCCACAGCACCCGGGCGACGCGCCGGCCCGGACCCGGGUCAGCCUCAGCCGCAGCCCCUCCUUCAACUUCGAUGAUCUGCUGACCUCGGUCAGCCAAUGGCACGACCAGCAGCACGAUGCUCAUGAGUUCAUUCGCUGCAUGCUUCAGGCCCUGCACUCGGAGAUGGCCAACAUCCGGCCCUUGCCCUCGUCGGUGGUCUCCCCCUCUUCCCCCCUGUCGGCUGCCGCAUCUCCCGGAGCUGGCCCGACCAUGGCGGCGGACCCGGCCGGGCGGCCUGGCGACUGCUCCCCCGUGUCCGGGCUCUUUGGUGGGCGUCUCUUGAGCCGGCUUUGCUGCCUCCAAUGUGGCCGGGUGUCCGAACGAGUGGAGCCUUUCCUCGACCUCUCCGUCGACAUCCCUCCUGCUUCGGAAUGUGCCGACCCGCACCGUGUCACACUGGAAGACUGCCUUCGGUACUACUCUCGCGUUGAGGCACUUGACCAGCAAGAGUGGCCGAAGUGCGCUUCCGCCGAGUGCGACGGUCAGCGCGCACCGGCGUCCAAGCAGAUUGUCAUCCUCCAUUGGCCGUCUAUUCUCCUGGUGCACAUCAAGCGCUUUGUCUGGCAGCAGGCCAAUGUCGACCUUGUUUCCUCACAGGGCGUCGCCUCGGAUGCGGCUGGUCGCUGCCCAUCCGGUGCCCGGACCGCCGCCCAAACGGCCAGCUCGUCCAGCCUCUCACAUUCCAAAUCCCAGGGCCCGGCGGUGGCGGUGGCGGCGGCCACGGCCGCGGCGUCGGCACCAGCAGCAGCGGCCGCUGGACGCCGGCUCAAGCUGUCGACGCACAUUGCCUUUCCUUUGACUGGCCUGCGGCCAGGCCAUGGCGCUAGCGCUGCACACGCCUCCUCCUCCACGCCCUCGCCGAGCGGGACGCCACCUGCCUCCUCCUCCUCCUUCCUGAGCCAGGCCGGGCCAGCGCUCACGGCCUUCUUGGCCGGGGAAUCGGCCCCCGCACCGAUCUCCGCCCCCGAGUAUCAUCUGACGGCUGUCGUGGCACAUCUUGGCACAAGUGCCGAGAAGGGACAUUACAUCGCAGAUGUCCGGGCCUCGGUCGACUCGCCGAAUGGCUGGUUCACGUAUGACGAUGCCCGAGUGAGUCGUGUCACGCCCGAAGGGGUGGCCCGCCGCCAGGCAUACCUCCUGGUGUAUUGCCUCUCCCCGUCGCCCGCCCCUUGAGAAUGUGCAGGGCAAAAGCAGAAGCAACAAGCCAUCCACAUGCAUGUGCGCAUCUGUGUCUGUGUGUCCGUGCAUUUGUGUCCCUGUCCCCUGUGUCUCAUACGGAUGGGCUUCGACCCGCCCGGUGAUGGCUCCUCCAGAAAGGCGGCGCGUUGGCGACACAGUGGCAGCCACCUCAUCUGUGUCGCCCUGGCCAAUGUGCACUCACGUGCCGCGAGACUGAACUUGCCUGGGCCUUCCUCUCGUUGGGUUUUUUUUUUUCCCCCUUCCUUCUCUCCUCCCGAUGAAUACAUUUUAUAGACUUCC
Messenger RNA from Fonticula alba, 4632 nucleotides. RefSeq lists its product as hypothetical. Lineage: Eukaryota; Rotosphaerida; Fonticulaceae. The transcript has 7 exons. The record is from RefSeq and is a predicted model, not a curated record. Gene Ontology annotation, molecular function: cysteine-type deubiquitinase activity. Bases 1 to 4326 code for a protein of 1441 amino acids. Gene Ontology annotation, biological process: protein deubiquitination.